Molecule: messenger RNA, 1755 nt
Organism: Topomyia yanbarensis
Lineage: Eukaryota; Metazoa; Arthropoda; Insecta; Diptera; Culicidae
Exons: 2
Coding region: 259-1713 (484 amino acids)
Source: RefSeq, a predicted model, not a curated record
AGUGUUGUAUACUUUUUUGUUUGUGUUGUUUUACGUUUGAUCGGUGCCGGACGGCAAGUAGUUUUUUGUUUUAUUUUAAUACAAUCGAAGUAUUCAUUCAAUAGUUGAGUUUUUUUUGUACACUUUUACACAUUAGAAUAACCGUAAAAAUAGUCAUUUAGUAAAUAGUUACCUCAAAAAAGACUAUUGUGGUUCAGAUGCGUGUUAGGCACGGCAUUAAUUUCUUUUACCAUAUUAUUAAAUAAUCACGUAAGAACAAUGAAAGCAUCCAAAUUAGUAAUUACCUUAGGGAUUUGUUUAUGUUACUCAUGGAUUUACCCGACGAAGGCUGAAGCAAUCGACGACGAGUUCAUUAACCCAAAUUGGAUAAAACCAGAUCCCUGGUCCCGUUACGAUCGUGAGCAGCUCCAAAAACAAGUCAACAGAAGAGAAGAAUGCCAGUGUCCUCCGGUACCCAAGUGUGAUCCAAACGACAUAUGUCCGCACGCUCCCGUGCCAGUGCAAACAAUCAAUCCACCAGAUGAUGACAAUCGUUUGGCCAUAGUAUUCUACAAAAAGUUCGUUACAUGGCUGAUUGAUGAUAGGCAGUUGGUACAGGAUGACGGUUCAGAGUACCUGCUGCGUAAUAUACAGUUCAAAGUAUCUAGUAAGCAGGUGAAGGAUUUAAAACGGGCUAAAACCGCUCGGGAUAUUGAUGGGAUUGUGUCGGGCAUCGUAGAGCAGUCUGAGGGAAGCAUGUACCUGCCAUCCGUGGAAUCGUUCUGCUGGAGCAUAACAACUUUUUUAUCGACCAUAGGCCAGAAUGUAUAUUUGAUGUACUUUCUAAUUCCCACCAUUUGCCUACCGGCAGUAUAUUUCCUGGUUAAAAUUCUAUCUCGUGUUAUGCGCGUCCAUCCGUUGAUCGUCGUAAUACUGUUGUUUAUUACAGUCAGCUUUGCAAUUACGUUAGACGAAUGCAAUCAGAAGCUAGAAAUGGAAUCUCUGGCUAAAUUGAUGCAACGCGGCACAUCAAACCCUUGUGAGAUGCAGCAUAACGCGGACCGAGGUCUGUACGGUUGGAUGGAAAAUCUGUUCGGCGAAAGUAGCGAAGCCAAAUGUAUCAAGCAUCUUCGAGAAACUUUAGGAGCAUCCAGAAAGACUUGUGAUCCUUCGCACGUCUUCUUGGAAAUGGUGGCUAAGCUACAGCUACGAUAUUUUGAGACGUUUGUGCAGAAAAUGAUUGACAUAUUUAAGGCUAGUACAGCUUCAUCUGGCAUUGUGGAAUCUGUUCUUAUUACUGUGUUUUUCAUAUUGAUUAUAUAUAUAUUGGUAACCAAUGGAUUGAAAUAUGGAAUCUAUGGAGCGUUUAAUUUCUUGGGCGUUUUCCUAACGACACCACGCGGGAAUAGUCCUCCGAUGAAUCAGAAUGCUCUACCUGAAGGCCAACACUCACAGCAGUCCAUCGCGGGAACUAUUCCAACUUCAUUCAAUUUCAAGAUCAACAUCGACCGGGGAAGGAAAAAACCUUCACGCGCCGACAUCAAUCGAAUCGAGGAAAUUGCCGAUAAUAGUAAACCCAAACCGGAGACUAUUUUACAGGGACCAAAGGAAUCGCCAAAGAAUAUCGACGACGGCUCUGGCGAUGCAACGAAACCUAAUGAAACAAGCGAAUCCGAAUCGGACGAGGGAGAGCAACAAAUUGUAUUAAGUUUUCCACACUCCACUGAAAAGUAAUAAAUUAUACACUGGGAAGUUUAUUCAACAACUUUUACAUAA